AAAGAGAAGUAGGGGAAGAUAAAGCUGGACAGCUGGGGAGACCACAGUUUCAGGCCGUGUGGGACUUCUCGGCUACCCUGCAGUAGGCAACAUGCCUUUGGUCCUACUUUCUAUCCUCUGGCUCAUCACUCCAACUCAAGCAAUGGCCAUAAAGCAAACACCUGAAUUAGAGCUCUAUGAAGUAGUUCGCCCUAAAAAACUACACAUUUUACACAAAAGGGAGAUACAAAACAACCAGACAGAGAAUGGCAAAGAGGACAGAUAUGAACCUGAACUUCAGUAUCAGAUUACAUUAAAUGGAGAAGAAGUUGUUCUUCACCUACAAAAGAGCAAACAUCUCUUGGGGCCAGACUACACCGAAACGUAUUACUCACCCGGAGGGGAGAAAAUCACUACAAGCCCUCAGAACCUGGAGCAUUGCUACUAUAAAGGACACAUCCUCAAUGAAAAGGAUUCUGUUGCCAGCAUUAGUACUUGUGAUGGGUUGAGAGGAUACUUCGUGUAUCAUGACCAAAGAUACAUGAUAAAGCCUCUGAAAAGUACAGACCAAGAAGAACAUGCUGUCAUCACAUAUAACCAGGAAGAGCUUGACCUGGCUAAUCACACCUGUGGUGUAAGAAGUGUUGGCAGGAAACAAGGCCAUAUUCGAACCUCUAGGUCACUCAAUAGCCCGGAGCAAGAAGACUUUCUUCAGGCUGAGAAAUACAUUGAUCUCUUUUUGGUGCUGGAUAAUGCCUUUUACAACAUAUAUAAGGGGAAUCUAACUUUGAUAAGAAGCUUUUUGUUCGAUGUGAUGAACCUACUCAAUGUGAUCUAUAAAACAAUAGAUGUUCAAGUGGCUUUGGUGGGUAUGGAAAUCUGGUCUGACGCUGAUAAGAUAAAGGUGGUACCCAACACAGGUGCCACCUUUAACAACUUUCUGAAUUGGCAUCGUUCCAACCUGGAGAAAAUGAAGAUACACGAUCAUGCACAGCUACUCAGUGGAAUUGACUUCACCAACCGACGUGUAGGAAUGGCAGCCACGAAUUCCUUGUGCUCCCCAUCUUCAGUUGCUGUUAUUGAGGCUAAGAAAAAGAAUAGUGUGUCUCUUGUAGGAGUGAUGUCGCAUGAAUUAGGUCAUGUCCUUGGUAUGCCUGAUGUUCCAUAUUACACCAAAUGUCCCUCAGGGAGUUGUGUGAUGAAUCAAUAUCUGAGCUCAAAAUUCCCAAAAGAUUUCAGUACAUCCUGCCGUGCACAUUUUGAGAAAUACAUUUUAUCUCAAAAACCAAAGUGCCUGCUACAAGCACCAAUUCCUAAAAAUAUAAUAACAAAGCCAGUGUGUGGGAACCAACUUCUGGAAGUAGGAGAAGAUUGUGAUUGUGGCCCUCCUAAGAAAUGCUCCAAUCCUUGCUGUGAGGCCAUGACCUGUAAAUUAAAAUCUGAAGCUGACUGUAGAGGAGCCACUCUGAACCAUAUCAUACAGUGAAUCAAAAAAUCUCCUUCAUUGAGAUGCUACUUGCUGGGACAAGAAUCAAGAGAUCUAAACUCACCAGAAAUCUUGUGUAUUUUCACUGUUGCAUUUAGAUAUAUUUUGCUUUCCAUUUGGAAUUGUACUUCUUCUAUUUUUAUCAGCCUAGCCAACAGGUAAAUACAGGAAUUCAGAGAAAUUGCCUGUUUUCUAAAGCCUGAUCUUUAAUGUAUUUUUAAGGAUGGUGAGGCUAACUCUGCUCUUUGGGGAACAAAAGAAAUUAGCCUUUGACCAAAACGCCUCAAGGUGCCGCUGAAUUAUACAGGCUCAAUUGAGAACUGUGAACUCUACAAGUGACUGACAUUUUUACCCCAAUCUCAUUUUGCUUGUAUAACCCAUGGCAAAGCAAGUCCACUUGAUGAGAGAAGCUUUGGCAGAAGAAGGGAGAACAGAAUUCACGUGUCAUUUUAUUACCCUUCAGUAUUCUACUUAUCUUGUUCUUAGAAGUGUGGUAUUUGUCUAUAUCAUGUCAAGAGCAAUUACAUAGAAAUAUAUUUCAUUUUAUCACGUGUUAUCCUUUCUCACCAUCACAUGUAAUGCUAAUUUUGAGAAGGCUUCAUGCUCACAUUUUGAUUUACCAUCAAAGAAUGUUUUAUUCAUCUAUUGAUGGAAUAGACACCUUACUGUCAAUGAAUAAAACCACAAAUGUUUGAGA
Messenger RNA from Neofelis nebulosa (Clouded leopard), 2162 nucleotides. RefSeq names its product ADAM like decysin 1 (gene ADAMDEC1). The record is from RefSeq and is a predicted model, not a curated record. NCBI's taxonomy places the organism in Eukaryota, Metazoa, Chordata, Mammalia, Carnivora, Felidae. Bases 92 to 1465 code for a protein of 457 amino acids. The transcript is spliced from 14 exons. Gene Ontology annotation, molecular function: metalloendopeptidase activity. Gene Ontology annotation, biological process: proteolysis.